AUGUUUUGGAAGCGGCAGGAAGUGCGGGAUGGUGGUGGCCCAGGAGGAUGGGCACAAAAAAACUUGAAUGCCAGAAUAGAUAACCAUUUUGCUACAGCAUUAGUGAUUGCUUGUGUACUCAGUCUCAUAUCUACCAUCUAUAUGGCAGUGUCCAUUGGCACAGAUUUCUGGUAUGAAUAUUGCAGUCCACCACCAGAAAAUUUCAGUGACUUAAACAAAAUCAGGAAUGAUUUUGUUGACAGUGAUCCUGACGAAAAGACUUAUAAUGAUUUACUUUUCCGAUAUAAUGGCACAGUGGGAUUGUGGAGAAGAUGUAUCACUGUGCCCAACAAAAGUAUACCUUGAUAUAGCGCUCCAGAAAAGACAGAGUCAUCUGACUUGAUCACAGAAUGUUUCAGUUUUACAUUGUCAGAGCAGUUCAUGGAGAAGUAUGUAGAGCCUGGAAACCAUAAUACAGGGAUUGAUCUACUCCGGACCUAUCUUUGGUGCUGCCAAUUCCUUUUGCUGUUUGUUAGCCUAGGUUUGAUGUGCUUCGGGGCUUUGAUUGGACUUUGUGCUUGUGCCUGCAGGAGUCUGUAUCCAACCAUUGCCACAGGAGUCCUUCAUUUCCUUGCAGGUCUGUGUACACUGGGCUCAGUAAGCUGCUAUGUUGCUGGUAUUGAGCUACUUCAUCAGAAGCUGCAGCUGCCUGAAAAUGUGAAGGGUGAAUUUGGUUGGUCUUUCUGCCUGGCCUGUGUCUCUGCCCCCUUGCAGUUCAUGGCUACCGCACUUUUCAUCUGGGCAGUGCGUACCAACCGAAAAGAAUACACACUAAUGAAGGCCUAUCGUGUGGCCUAGGUGGACUGCAACUUCAGUUAGAGUUUGCUACACUAUAAUAUUUUUUAAUGUCUAUUUUAUUCUCAUAACUUUCUCUUCCCUCCCCUCCCUUUCCCCCUCACUGUGGACACAAUUCUAUUCUGGGUGUUUAUUUAAAGCAUUGUUUUCUCACUCUCAACUUUAAAUUUGGGUGGUGGUCUUUAAGAAAUCACACCCUUCAUGCUACGUCCAAUAAAGCUACAUCCAGAAUCUAGAAAAGAGAAAUUAGAUAAAGAGAAUAAAUUUAUG
Antechinus flavipes (yellow-footed antechinus) is the source of this 1104-nucleotide messenger RNA. RefSeq names its product claudin domain-containing protein 1-like. The transcript has a single exon. Lineage: Eukaryota; Metazoa; Chordata; Mammalia; Dasyuromorphia; Dasyuridae. The record is from RefSeq and is a predicted model, not a curated record. Gene Ontology annotation, cellular component: membrane.